Molecule: messenger RNA, 1888 nt
Organism: Paramecium octaurelia
Lineage: Eukaryota; Ciliophora; Oligohymenophorea; Peniculida; Parameciidae
Source: the annotation of a GenBank genome assembly
AUGUCUGAACAUUGGACUACUAAAUAAAUUGACAAAUACAUUAUUGUCAAUAAGAAAUUAGGAAGUGGAGCCUUUGGAACAGUCUUUAGAGGUUUUAAGAAAAAUGAUGAAACCAAACAAGUAGCAGUGAAGGCAAUUUCAAUAGCAGUAUGAAUAUGUGAAUAGUCGUAUAGAGUAUCAAGGAUUCUUCUAAGAUGGUGGAACAUAUCAAAAGAGAAAUUUCAAUUUUAUAAUCAGCUAAUAAUCCUCACAUUGUAAAAUUAUAUGAUGUUGCUCGAACACCCCAUUAUUUGUAUUUAUUCUUGGAAUAUUGUCAUGAUGGAGAUUUAAAAAAGUAUUUGUCAACUAAAUAUGGGAGAAGACUCAGCGAAGUAUUAUUGUAUUUACUUUGAUCAGGUUGAAGCAGUAAUUUUCUUGAAGCAUCUUGUUGAAGGAUUCCGAACACUUUACCAACUUAAAAUAAUACAUAGAGACAUAAAGCCAGCCAACAUAUUAUUGCAUAAAGGAGUUGCUAAAAUUACAGAUUUUGGUUUUGCUAGAGUUAUUGAUACUGGAAUGAAUGGUAAUUCAUAUCUCUAUUAAUAAUAGAUCCUGCUUAUUUCUCAAGAGUUGGAUCUCCUUUAUACAUGGCUCCGCAAAUUCUGGAAGGUUAGCCCUUUUCAUCGAAAUGUGAUGUUUGGUCUAUGGGCAUUAUGUUGUUCGAGAUGCUCUAUGGCAAACCCCCAUGGGAUGGAGAUAGUCAAUAUAAUCUAUUGCAAAAUAUAAAGAAAAAUGCCUUAUUGAUCCCAGAUGCUCCUGUUAGAAGUGAUAAGAUAAAGCAAUUGCUAAGACAGAUGUUGGUUGUGUCAGAGAAAGUAACUUAAUCUUCGCUAUAAAUAGGAUAGGUUCUCAUGGGAACAAAUCUUUCAUCAUGAGAUUAUUCAGAUCUAAGAAGCAUAAAUAAAGAAUAAUUUAGAGCAGUUGAUGAAAGAAAAGGAUGAAUUAUCUCGAUCUGAGAGUUUGAACAAAUUGUAUAUGGAAAUGAAUUUAGUUGUCGGAUAUCUCGAUUAACCUGAAUAGGUCGUUCAAGAACCUUCUUCUCCUUAAACUGCUUAGAGUGAUGAUGGAAAAUAGUCAAUUGAUGAUAUUAAUAAUGAAAAAGUAUUCCGUGUGUCAUUAUUAGGGAUUACAAAUAAUCAAUCAAUACGACACUGAGCAAAAAAGACGCAAGGCCAUGCUGAAAUACAAUACGUACUUUUUAUUUGAAAGAAAUAUUGCAUUCUUUUUUAAUUAUGUCAUCCAAAAGGUAAUUAAGAUGUCACAUCAAGGAAUUUUGAAAUUGACUUAGGAACUCUAUUAUACGACUAUAUUUUGUAUCUCCAAAAACUAAAAUGUGCAUCUCAAACGAAUGUCUGAUUAAUUAAUGUCCAAGAACCCAGAAAAAUUUGAUAGAGAGACUUGGGGAAGAUAUUUAAUCAGCCAGGAAUAUAAGAAGAUACUGACAGUCACCAAAAAUGAUAUCAAACAUACAGAAGAUUUUUAUUUAGAAAUUUACAAGAAGGAAAAAUAAAUAAUUGAAAAGGAAUUAGCGUAACCUGAUAAUAAAAGAGCUACGAAGAUUAAGUAAGUCUUGGAUGUUAAUUUUGAUUAAAACACGUACUUUUAAUAAUUGUACUAAUAAGUAGUAUAAGAAAGUUUAGAAACUAUUAAAAUUAUGAUCAAACAAACAAAAGAAACUGACUCUUCUUAUAAAGAUUUACUUUAGUUAGGGUGGUUUUUCGUUAUCUGCUUAAAUCCAUAUUUAGAAUUUAAAGACAUAAACAUGGAUUUUAACUAAUUUUAUGAAGAGAUGUAGACAUUAACAGAAGUCUAACUUCAAGAAAAAAUAGGGAAGCGUUUAGAUUUAUGA